UAUACUUUUAGAGGUAUAGGUACAAUGAUCUUCCCGAUGACUCACAACAGCCUGAGAUAUCAGAAACGCAUCUUCAAGCUCUAGGCCAGCUUUAUGUUCGCCAUAGUGUUCAACACAUCUUCGGUCUUCAUCCUAUCCAUGGCCAUUCUCAAGCCCCAACCGAAACAGUUAUGUUUGGUGUCGAAUUCACGGCUUUUGACAAGCUUAAAGGCUGCUGGACCAAGCCACAACCUAUCCCGGCACUUGUAAACAACCCUAUUCACGGUCACAUUUUUCGACCUCGAGCUGAUGGAGAUUUCCGCCCUUAUGAAUUCCGCGGUGGGCAAGCAGACUCCAGGGCGAUCAGUAUCUAGUUAAGUUUCUUUAAGGACUUUGUUGAUUAUUUGAAGGACAGCAGGCUGGUUGAUCUUUUAGGCUUAGAGCUAUUGGACGGUCCGGAAGAUCAGAAAAGUCUGGAUUUUGUCCUCGUUGUCCAAAGCACUGUGAUGCUUGACAAGCAAGAUGUUAUUUCUGAUUUUCCUUAUCGGACUGCAAGUUGGAAAUUUCAAGUAGGAGUUGAUGGGAUUGUCCCUUGCAAGGGCGGAACAGUUCAUGCGGCGAGAAAAGAUGGCAAACACCAAGUUUCCAUCGACUCCUAGCCACUUCUAACAAUUGACACUAUUAUUGUGGCUCUUCGUGAACAGGGUAUUAUUGCUUGAAUUGUGCUGAAGAAAACGCCUGUGUAGUAUAAUCGCUCCUUAAAAAAUUGCAAAUAAAACUAGGCUAAAUUUUCACCUCUGUUCUACUAGGGUGAUUGUUCGAUUUGAGGCCCGUUUACGGGAUGAUUUAGGAGAGUCACCGUGAAGCGAAAACGAGAAAAGGCGAACAAGUAAGAUCUUACUUAUACUUCCAAAAUC
Sclerotinia trifoliorum is the source of this 896-nucleotide messenger RNA. Lineage: Eukaryota; Fungi; Ascomycota; Leotiomycetes; Helotiales; Sclerotiniaceae. The record is from the annotation of a GenBank genome assembly.